AUGUACCGUAAGGAUUACAAUUUCGGAGUUCACAAGAUAAAGUCGUGGACAGAAACUAGUUUAUUUGCAUUGGGAAAAGUUCUCAAUUUCUUCCCGGUGGGUGGGGAACGAGAAUGUCAACCCAGCAGCUACACAGCCGCGAGGGCAGGCAUCUGCCUCAACCAGUACGAUUGUCAUCAGAGGGAUGGCCGAGCGGCCGGUGACUGCGCUCAUGGGCUCGGCGUGUGCUGUGUAUCUAAUAAGAGAAAUAUGAAACUGGCAGAGGGUCCAUGGAGAAUCAUGCACGGUCUCGAGAGAGACUAUUGGAACCAGCAUGUCCAUAUGAUUUUCAGUAAAAUCAUCUGCUCCUUCAACUUCGUUCUGAUCCAGCCGUUGGCACUUGCGCACAGUAACUCAUUAGCUUGUUUUGUGGCAAUCCGUGCGGGUCGUACUUUGCGCAAUAUACGCGCUUGCUUAGCUGGUGCAAUGUGGGCUGCACGCCAGUGCUCUGCAGCUCUUGUGAUAGAUGCAAAGUAA
Molecule: messenger RNA, 516 nt
Organism: Diatraea saccharalis (sugarcane borer)
Lineage: Eukaryota; Metazoa; Arthropoda; Insecta; Lepidoptera; Crambidae
Source: the annotation of a GenBank genome assembly